Messenger RNA from Ramularia collo-cygni, 2799 nucleotides. Its product is annotated as probable beta-N-acetylglucosaminidase. Bases 1 to 2799 code for a protein of 932 amino acids. The transcript has 5 exons. Gene Ontology annotation, biological process: carbohydrate metabolic process; peptidoglycan turnover. The record is from RefSeq and is a predicted model, not a curated record. NCBI's taxonomy places the organism in Eukaryota, Fungi, Ascomycota, Dothideomycetes, Mycosphaerellales, Mycosphaerellaceae. Gene Ontology annotation, molecular function: hydrolase activity, hydrolyzing O-glycosyl compounds.
AUGGCUGGCAGCAAUGACCAGCUCGAUCCCGUAUGGGAUGACGCGAACAAAACAUUGGGGCAGUUGUUCAUGAUGGGCUUCGAGGGCACUACCGUAACGCCCCAGAUUCGGAAGCUCAUUCAAGAGCAUCAUCUCGGCUCGAUUUUGCUGACCGCGAAAAACUUGAAGUCUGCGAAGCAGUGUACAGAGCUUGUGCUUGAGCUUCAGAGAACUGCAUAUGAGGCAGGUCAUCCGGUUCCGCUGUUGAUAGGACUAGAUCAAGAAAAUGGUGGAGUCAACAGCCUAUUCGAUGAGAUCUACAUCCGCCAGUAUCCUUCCGCCAUGGGCUUGGCGGCUACAGGAUCAAAGGAAAUUGCCUACCAAGUAGCGAAAGCGACUGCAGAGGAGAUCGCAGCAUGUGGGCUUAAUCUGAUGAUGGGGCCCUGCCUCGACGUACUGACAAAUGCCCGAAACCAGCCCCUGGGUGUCCGAACCACAGGCGAUGACCCACAGGAAGUGUCCGCAUAUGGUAUUGCAUUCAUGARGGGCUAUAAAGAUGCCGGGGUCAGCACUAUGGGCAAGCACUUUCCAUCAUAUGGCAGUCUCGAGUUUCUCGGUUCUGCAUUGGACGUCCCGACCAUUACCGAGAGCUUGGAGUCGCUGAGUUUGAAUGCUCUUGUGCCGUUUCGCAAUGCCAUCAAAGAGGGUCUGGACGCCAUGAUGGUGGGUGGAUGCGCCAUGUCUUCCGCGGGUCUGAAUGUGAUGCAUGCCUGUCUAUCGGAGCAAGUUGUGAACGACCUGCUGCGAAACGACCUUCACUUCGAUGGCGUCGUCAUCUCCGAUUGCUUGGAGAUGGAGGCGUUGAGCCACAACAUCGGUGUCGGUGGUGGGACUGUCAUGGCCAUUAACGCAGGCUGCGACAUCGUUCUCCUAUGCCGUUCUUAUACACACCAGCAGGAAGCAAUUGAAGGCUUCAAGCUCGGGGUCGAGAACGUAAUGAUUUCGAAAGACAGACUCCGGCAGUCUCUAAGAAGGGUGCUCGAUAUGAAAGCCAAGUGCACGUCCUGGGAGAAAGCGUUGCAUCCGCAGGGCAUUCCUCUCCUAUCCCAUCUGCAACCAUCUCAUACGACACURUCAACAAAGGCAUACAACUCUUCCAUCACGGUUGUGCGGGACAAAAAUCGACUUUUACCGCUAACGAAUAUCAUGGAGCCGGAGGAUGAACUGCUUCUCCUGACGCCUCUAGUGAAGCCUUUGGCCGCAUCGGCCGCUUCGCGCCAGCUAUCCGAGCAAGCGUCCAAUGGGUCUCCAGAACCAGGCGUGUGGGAACGUAGUGCGUCUGUUAUGAGUGGGGAGAGAGUCUUCCGCGAACUUGGCAGGUCACUGGCUAGACAGCGCAGUGGCCGUGUGCUGCACACGUCCUAUACAGCCAAUGGUGUACGACCUCAGCACGAAAAUUUGAUCAGCCGUGCCAGUGCAAUAAUCAUUGUUACAGCCGAUGCCAAUCGCAAUCUGUACCAGCACGGCUUUACAAAGCACGUCUCGAUGAUUUGCAACAUGCACUAUACGUCUGGAGGCGAGAAAAGGGAGAAACCUCUGGUCGUAGUAUCAGUCAGCUCGCCAUACGACUUUGCAUUGGACCAAAGUAUAGGAACAUACGUUUGCACGUACGACUUCACGGAGACGGCGCUUAUGUCGUUGGUAAAAGUCCUCUACGGAGAUUUUGCUCCUGCGGGAGCAUUACCUGGAACGCUGAGCCAGAGCCAAAAACUUUCCCAGUCAAAGCAGCACUGGCUCGUGGAGUCUUUCAACGAGGAGAGAGACUCUCAUGCUUUGGAUAUGCUAAUCAAAGCGUCRGUCGACGUCAACGCACCUGGAUCGCACUCGGAGCUCGCAAGCGCAACUUCAAACUCGUUCCUACUACACAACCCUGAGAUAUUGGAGGCGCAUUUCGUUGUGCGCAAUAGUAGCACGCAGGCAUUGUAUGGCUACUGUGCGACGUACUUCUUCAAAGCUACUGGCACAGGAGUCAUCGGAGCCAUCUUUGUAGACCAAAGUCGAAGGAAACUAUCGAUUGGACACUCUCUUCAUAAUCGAGCCAUCCGAACGCUUCUUCAGCGAGAAGGUGUCAAGCGCUUCCAACUAGGCUCCCGUCUCCCAAGUACUUACCUCGGUAUUCCGACCGGAAACGGAGGCGAAAGAAAGCGUCUUCGAUCUUGGUUCGCCAAUCUUGGCUGGAACACUGCACUGUCUCGGUCGGUGUGUAGCAUGGUCGCCCGCAACCUCUCCACCUGGUCGCCACCGGAUGGGAUGGCGAAGAGUCUACAAAGUGCUGGUGUAAACUUUGACUUGGUCUACGGAUGGGACUAUGCUGGUCCGGUCCUCGACCAUAUCAAGACGAACAACAGACAGGGACUUGCGGAGGUGUAUAAACUCGCACUCGCAGAUCCUGUUGCGUGCGGCAUCAUUCGCGCCAAACGUCCCGAAGACGGUGCUUUGGUGGGUACAGUCGUGCUCUACAACAUGCAAUCUCAACUCGCCGAGUUUGUACCCAGUAUCAAGAGUCUCGGCGAGCUUGCAGGCGGGAUUUCUUCACCUGUCAUCAGCCCGUCGGUUGGAGAGUAUUCCACUCUACUUCAAGGCUUGAUUCUACUUGGAAUGCGACAGAUAAAGCAGCAAGGAUGCAAUGCUUGUGUUCUGGACUAUAUGGAUGGCGACGGCAAUUUCGACGGCCUGAGUGCCAUGGGUUUCAGCGUACUGCACAACUUUGAAGAAGUGAGUUGUGAUGCCGCGACUUGGACAAUGGUUCCUCCGUCAUAG